AUGAAACCAAUCGCCCUCUCCAGCGCCGCACAGGCCCAGAUGAGCUUCACCGUGGAACGCGGCUCCCCGGCCCCCGCGGGGCUCCAGGGCCCAAGCCGCGACCUCGGCUCCUCCCCGGUCACCGAGCCCGAGUUCGAGACCUACCUCGACAUCCUGCAACUCGACGACGCCACCGCGUCCGUCGCGAAGGACAUGUACGAGGGCUUCCGAACCGAAGUCGCCGAACUCAACGCGAACUUCCGACAGGAAAUGUCGGACCUCGUCGCCGAAAUCCAGAAAACCGGCGACCACAGCGCGUUCAUCGAGAAAAUGGGACCGCUGCGCAAGGCCCGCAACAGCGGCCUCGAAUCCCUCCGCGACACCUUCCUCGGAGACCUCAAGCUCCUGCUCUCCGAAGAGCAGAUCGCCCGCUGGCCCCUGAUCGACCAGAGCCGCAGGCGCACCCGGAUCCAGUCCGACCUCAACGUGCACGGCGCCAACGUCGACCUCAUCGCACUCACGAACAGCACGCUCGACAACGUGCCCGGCACCGUCUCAGAAAAACUCGACACCUACGCGCGCAACCUCGACCGCAUGCUCCUGGACUACGUCGAAACGCGCGACAAGCAGCGUGAAGGCCUGCAGUUCCGCAUGGACAUCGACGAGGAGCAGCAGGAGAAGAUGCGAGAUCUCUCCGACAAGCUGCGCGAGAUCUCCAUCGACAUCCGAAGCCUCAACGACCGCACGCUCCGUCUCGUGACCACCGAACUCAACGCCGAAGAGUCCGAGGAACUCACCAACGCGUUCAAGCUCGCGGCGUUCCCGCAGGUCUACACCCCGAGCUACACCGACAACGCCCUCGAGUCCGCGCUCCGCAUGGGAUCGCUCGACGAUACCCAGCGCGAUCAGAUCCGAUCACUCGCCGGUGCGCACUCCCGAACCGCCGGCAACCUCAACACCCGCUGGGAGCGCGCCGUACGCGAAUCACAGGAAGAACCCGGGUCAGGAAUGUUCUUCAGCGGUCCGGGAGGCGAGGCCAUCGAGAUCGUCGUCGAGAUGGACAUCGAAGGCGAAGAGCGUGAGCCCUCGGACGUCGAGAAGGCCAUCGCCGCCCGCACCGAGCACGACGAGAAAACCCUCGCCCGACUCCGCGAACUCCUCAACGAGACCCAGCUCGCCGAGCUCCCCCCCGAGCCGAAGGAGUUCGACCCCUUCGACCCCGCCAACCUCCCCGAGGGCGCCAACGCCGUCUUCAUCUCCACCAUCGAGUCCGACGGCAGCGAGACCGUCACGGACGUCCAGGUCCUCACCCCCGCCGGCGACGACAUCGAACACUCGCUCGACGCGUCAAGCGCCGGGCGCGCGAAAGAGCCCGGUGCCAACGGUCACGCGCAAGCCAACGGGACCACGCAGCCACUCGAGCAACCCCCCGAGACCGACCGCGAGGCCACACGCCUCAUCUCGGCAGACGACGCCAUGCGCCUCCGCGCCGUCCCCGUCCGCAAGGACAACGGACGCCUCCUCGUCGCCAUGUUCGACACACGCGACGACCAGGCCGCCGACGAGCUCUCCGUCGUCUCCGGACUCCCCGUCUCGCGACUCGCCCUCACAGAGCAGGCCUUCAAGGACCUCCUCGAAUCCACCUACGGCACCACCGCCGCCGACAUCGCCAGCCGCCUCGCCAAGCCCGACGACGAAGGCGCCGACCUCGGCGCCAACCUCGAGGCCAUCGACGCCGAAGCCCUCCACCGCAUGGCGGAGCAGCCCACGCUCAUCAACCUCGUCAACCUCAUCAUCCUCGAGGCCGUCCGCUCCAGAGCUUCCGACAUCCACGUCGAACCCUUCGAAAAAGAACUCCGCGUCAAGUACCGCAUCGACGGCGUGCUCAUCGAGCAGUCCCCCCCGCCCAAGAACCUCCAGCCCGCCAUCACCUCACGCAUCAAGAUCAUGGCCGGCAUGAACAUCGCCGAGCGCUACGUCCCCCAGGACGGACACAUCACGCUCCGCUUCGAGGGACGCAAGAUCGACAUCCGCGUCUCCACCGUGCCCACCAUCUACGGCGAGUCCGUCGUGAUGCGCGUGCUCGACAAAGAGUCCAUCUCACUCGAGCUCUCCUCCCUCGGCAUGCGCGAAUCCCACCGCGCCACCAUGCAGCGCCUCAUCGACCUCCCCCACGGCAUGGUCCUCGUCACCGGCCCGACGGGCUCCGGCAAAACCACAACCCUCUACGCCGCGCUCACCAAGCUCUACGACCCCGCCAAGAAGAUCAUCACCAUCGAAGACCCCGUCGAGUACGAGCUCAACGGCGUCAACCAGAUCCCCGUCAACCCCAAACGCGGCCUCCUCUUCGCCACCGGCCUCCGCUCCAUCCUCCGCCAGGACCCCGAC
This is a messenger RNA of Symbiodinium necroappetens, 2367 nucleotides long. The record is from the annotation of a GenBank genome assembly. NCBI's taxonomy places the organism in Eukaryota, Dinophyceae, Suessiales, Symbiodiniaceae.